CGUGUUCGGAAGAUCGGUGCUGUUGGGGAGCAGAGACGUGGUAUUUGAGGCAAGGGCUAGCAUUGGCAGUCUGGUGAUGACACGUCCCUUUUCCGUGCCGCCCCCCCGGCUCUCUGACACCGCAUCUGCAUCAGUAGUGAGCGAACCAACUGUGACACUCGUGCCGCCACACAGACCGAGCUCCGUCCGUUCAUUAGUCCGUCACAAAUUAUUUUGCUUCCCUGUCCCCUCUAAACAAUUUCAAUAUCCACGAUGCAAGAACCGAGCUCUCUUUGAAGGUGACAUGUGCCAAGAAAUGCUGAAGGGCAGAACGGCCGCCAAGAAUCGGAGAUAGCAAUUGAAGACGUGUUAAUAUUAGUGGCGCGUAGGUAUAUACCUGCUGCGUGCUACUCUUUUUCUCCUGUUUAAAUAGAGUUGAAAUAAGAUACAGGCAUUGAAAAGCGCAAAGAUGGCAACUUUGAUCAGGAACAAGCUCUCAAACGCUGCCACCUCAGUGUCCAACAAGUCACAAGCAAAGGUAAGCGGCAUGUUCGCCAGAAUGGGCUUCCAGGCAGCCACGGACGAGGAAGGGCUUGGGUUCGCAGCCUGCGACGACCUGGACUAUGAACACAGGCAGGCGGUGCAGAUGGACAUCCUAAAAACUGACGAUGUCGGCGUGGAUGCGACCGGAGAGCCGAUGGCGGAAGGGGACAGCCAUUACCAAAGGGACGGGACGGGUCCCCCGCCCUCAGCUUCCAAAGAUGAUGGGAUGUGUGCCGAGUUAGCUAGCCAGGACAGGCCUAAAAUUACUGCAUGGGAAGCCGGCUGGAACGUUACCAAUGCCAUCCAGGGGAUGUUCGUCCUUGGGUUGCCCUACGCCAUUCUACACGGUGGAUAUCUAGGACUCUUUCUAAUCAUAUUUGCCGCAGUGGUUUGCUGCUACACCGGUAAAAUACUUAUCGCUUGUCUGUACGAGGAAAACGAAGACGGGCAGCUUGUGCGAGUGAGGGACUCCUAUGUGGACAUUGCCAAUGCCUGCUGCUCCCCCCGCUUCCCCAGACUGGGCGGCGUCAUUGUGAAUGUAGCUCAGCUCAUUGAGUUGGUGAUGACCUGUAUUUUGUACGUGGUGGUGAGCGGCAACCUGAUGUACAACAGCUUCCCCACCUUGCCCGUCUCUCAGAAGUCCUGGGCCAUCAUGGCCACCGCCAUCCUGCUGCCCUGCGCCUUCUUGAAGAACCUCAAGGCCGUCUCCAAGUUCAGCUUGCUGUGCACGCUAGCGCAUUUCGUCAUCAACAUCCUCGUGAUCGCCUACUGCCUCUCCAGAGCGCGGGACUGGGCCUGGGACAAGGUCAAGUUCUACAUUGACGUCAAGAAGUUCCCCAUCUCCAUCGGGAUCAUCGUGUUCAGCUACACCUCGCAGAUUUUCCUGCCCUCCUUGGAAGGCAACAUGCAGAAACCCAAGGAGUUCCACUGCAUGAUGAACUGGACUCACAUCGCCGCCUGCAUCCUCAAGGGACUGUUCGCCUUGAUGGCUUACUUAACCUGGGCUGACGCCACCAAGGAGGUCAUCACAGACAACUUGCCGUCCACCAUCAGGGCGGUGGUCAACAUUUUCCUGGUAGCCAAAGCCUUGCUGUCUUACCCACUGCCGUUCUUCGCUGCAGUGGAGGUCUUCGAAAAGUCGCUCUUCCAACAGGGGGACAGAUCUAUUUUCCCAAAUUGCUACGGGGAAGGCGGGAGGUUGAAAUCCUGGGGCCUCUCUCUCAGAUGCGCCCUGGUGGUGUUCACCUUGCUGAUGGCGAUCUACGUGCCCCACUUCGCCCUGCUCAUGGGUCUCACGGGCAGCAUGACGGGAGCGGGGCUCUGCUUCCUGCUCCCCAGCCUCUUUCACUUGAAGUUGUUGUGGAGGAAGCUGCUUUGGCACCACGUCUUCUUCGAUGUCGCCAUAUUUGUAAUAGGAGGUAUAUGCAGUAUUUCAGGCUUCAUCCACUCAAUGGAGGGGCUUAUAGAGGCAUACAAAUACAAUAUUAAUGAUUAAACAGAGGCUGGGGUGCAAGCAGUGUUAAUGACACCUUCACGCGCGCGCACACACACACACACCACAUACACGCACGCUCACACACCCACGCACACACACACACACAAACACGUAUCGAGUCGCCACCCAGAAAGAAGAGUGCAGCUCCAAGUUUAUUAUUAUUAUUAUUAUUAUUAUUAUUAUUAUUAUUAUUAUUA
Molecule: messenger RNA, 2214 nt
Organism: Polyodon spathula (Mississippi paddlefish)
Lineage: Eukaryota; Metazoa; Chordata; Actinopteri; Acipenseriformes; Polyodontidae
Product: vesicular inhibitory amino acid transporter-like
Exons: 2
Coding region: 449-2017 (522 amino acids)
Biological process (GO): amino acid transmembrane transport
Cellular component (GO): vacuolar membrane
Molecular function (GO): amino acid transmembrane transporter activity
Source: RefSeq, a predicted model, not a curated record